GGUUUUAAGGAGGGUUUAAAGGCGGCUGCUCUUUCCAUCAGCCUCCUCUGGAUAUUACACUGAUCCCUCCUUUUCAAUAUCUUCUUCUUGUUUCUCUUCAAUUUCCAUCUUUUAAAUUUAUUAAUGCUUGUACCAGUAAUUUACUCCUUUUCUUUUCUCUUCUGCUAAAAUCUUAUUUCCCUUUUCCAUCACUUGUCAAUACAUUCAAAACCAUGUGGAGAAGCUUUGCCAGACGAGCUUCUUCUGCUAAGCAGCAGAAACUUUCUUCAAAUCUGACAAAACCCUAUCAAGUCUCUAACUUUAUUGAGAAAAUCAGGCCUCUAGAGAUCCCAACAUUCUUCAAUUCGCCUUACUCGCCUCUGUAUUUUAGCCGAAUGCUUGUAUUAUCGUCUCCAAGUGAUGAAUUAAGCAAAAGUUUCACUAAUUUUAGAAACCCUCUUGGUCUUUCUCCUCCUUUCCUCAAGAGCUAUGCAACUGCGGCUGCACAGUCAAUUCUUUCAACAGAUGAGUCAGACUUUUCCGGUUCCGAUGAACUCCAAGAACAGAUAGAGGAAAUCAAUAAGCACCAUCAGAAAAUGGAGAUGCAGUUUAGGCCACAACAAAAGAAAACAAUAGCAGGUAUGGGUGUGGGAAAGUAUACUAUCCUUAAAAGGAGACAAGUAAAGAUGGAGACUGAGGCAUGGGAAGAGGCAGCUAAAGAAUAUCAGGAAUUGUUAGAGGACAUGUGCGAGCAGAAACUGGCACCUAAUUUGCCUUAUGUAAAAUCUUUAUUUCUAGGUUGGUUUGAGCCUUUGAGGGACGCAAUUGCAGCAGAGCAAGAAUUAUGUAUGGAGAAGCUUGGUAAGCCUUCUCAUAGGCCGUAUUUUGAUGCAUUGCCAGCAGAUAUGAUGGCAGUUAUUACUAUGCAUAAGUUGAUGGGAUUGUUGAUGACUACUAAUGGAGGUAAUGGGAGUGUUAGGGUUGUUCAAGCUGCCUGUGCAGUGGGUGAGGCAAUUGAGCAAGAGGCUAGGAUACACAGGUUCUUGGAGAAGACAAAGAAAAAAAAGAAGAGCACAAAAGACAAGGAAUCUGAAUGCAACUCAGAACCUGUGACCGUUGAAGAGCAUAAACUUGCUAAAGAACAGGAGAAAUUGAGGAGAAAAAUCACUGAACUGAUGAAAAAGCAAAAGGUUCAUCAAGUGAGAGGGUUAGUGAAGGUCUUUGACCAUUCAAUGCCUUGGGGACAGGAAGCACAUGUUAAGGUUGGUUGCCGCUUGAUUCAAUUGUUAAUUGAAACAGCAUAUAUACAACCUCCAGUUGAUCAAUUUGGAGAUGGUCUACCUAAUAUCCGCCCUGCAUUUAUGCAUACGCUUAAGACUAUCGUGAAAGAUUCACAGAAAACUAGCAGGAGAUAUGGUGUUAUUGAGUGUGAUCCUCUUGUUCAUAGCGGCCUUGAGAAAUCUGCUAGGCACAUGGUCAUCCCUUAUAUGCCAAUGUUGGUGCCUCCUUUAAACUGGACAGGGUAUGACCAAGGUGCAUACUUGUUUUUGCCAUCCUAUGUUAUGCGAACUCAUGGAGCGAAACAGCAACGUGAAGUUGUUAGAAGGACACCACGGCAACAAUUACAACCUGUUUUUGAGGCCCUGGAUACACUUGGAAAUACUAAAUGGAGAGUGAAUAAGAAGGUACUUGCAGUAGUUGAUAGAAUAUGGGCUAAUGGGGGCGAUCUUGCUGGCUUAGUUGAUCGCGAAGAUGUUCCUCUUCCAGAGGAACCAGAAACAGUAGAUGAAGCUGAAAUUCGAAAAUGGAAGUGGAAAGUGAGAAGUGUGAAAAAAGAGAAUAGCGAGAGACAUUCACAGCGGUGUGAUAUAGAACUUAAACUUGCCGUUGCUCGGAAGAUGAAGGAUGAGGAUGGCUUUUACUACCCUCAUAAUCUUGAUUUUCGUGGUCGUGCUUACCCCAUGCAUCCACAUUUGAACCACCUUGGCUCUGAUCUGUGUCGUGGCAUUUUAGAGUUUGCAGAGGGUCGCCCACUUGGGAAGUCUGGCUUAUGCUGGCUGAAGAUACAUUUGGCGAAUGUAUAUGCUGGUGGUGUUGACAAGUUGUCCAAUGAGGGUCGGAUAGCGUUUACUGAGAAUCAUCUGGAUGAUAUUUUUGAUUCUGCAGACCGACCACUUGAAGGAAGGCGCUGGUGGUUGGGCGCAGAGGAUCCUUUUCAAUGCUUAGCAACAUGUAUUAGUCUCUCAGAAGCAUUGAGAAGUUCUUCCCCAGAGACUGCUAUUUCACAUGUGCCUGUCCAUCAGGAUGGUUCCUGCAAUGGUUUGCAACACUAUGCUGCCCUUGGAAGGGACAAGUUGGGAGCCGCUGCAGUUAAUCUUGUUCACGGAGAAAAACCUGCUGACGUUUACUCAGGAAUUGCUGCCAGGGUCCUGGAUAUAAUGAAGAGUGAUGCAGAAAAAGAUCCAUCAACUAAUCCAAAUGCAUUGCAUGCUAAGCGUUUAAUCAAUCAGGUGGACAGGAAAUUGGUGAAGCAGACAGUGAUGACAUCAGUGUAUGGUGUCACUUAUAUUGGUGCCCGUGACCAAAUAAAAAGGAGGCUAAAAGAACGUGGUGCCAUUGACAAUGAUGCGGCUUCAUUUGCUGCAGCUAGCUAUGCAGCAAAAAUUACCUUGACGGCUUUGGAAGAGAUGUUUGAAGGUGCGAGAGGUAUCAUGGCCUGGCUUGGUGAAUGUGCAAAGGUAAUAGCUUCAGAGAAUCAACCUGUGCGAUGGACCACUCCUCUUGGACUUCCUGUUGUACAACCUUAUAAACAGUUGGGGAGGCAUCUUAUCAAGACAUCUCUGCAGACGCUGGCAUUACAAAGGGAAACGGACAAGGUGAUGGUUAAGAGGCAAAGAACAGCUUUUCCACCGAAUUUUGUUCACUCUCUUGAUGGCUCUCACAUGAUGAUGACUGCUCUUGCCUGCAAACAAGCAGGUUUGAACUUUGCAGGAGUCCAUGAUUCUUACUGGACACAUGCAUGUGAUGUUGAUGAAAUGAACAGGAUACUUCGACAAAAGUUUGUUGAAUUGUACGAGGCGCCAAUAUUAGAAAAUUUGUUGGAGGGCUUUCAAAAGACAUUUCCUAAGUUGAAAUUUCCUCCCUUACCGGAGCGAGGAGACUUUGAUCUCAGAGAUGUUUUGGAUUCUCCCUAUUUCUUCAAUUAGUCAUAGCAAUACUGGUCUUGACUGUUUCGAAAUUGUUCUUUAUACCUCUGUCAUUCAGUUGAAAGUUGAUGAUAGUUGUAUUCGUUCAUCCAUGUGCAUGCAUUUGUCAGAUGCACAGUUACUGAACCCAUUGUUAACUGAGGGAGAAUGGCUAAAGAAGAGACCCAAGAAGUGCAUACAAUGGGUGUCCAACAACUAUUUCUGUACAUAUGUCAAAAGAAAAUGCAUAUAACCUUUGGCCAGAGAUAUCCCAUUAUACUUCCCUCGGGACUCUGCUUCCCUUUCAGCAGUGGGUCCGCUUUUGUGAAAAUAAAUGAAGGACUAAGGUGGCGCAUCAUACAGUACAACAUGAAAGAAGCCCUGAUAGUGGUAACAAACAAGUUGUUUCAUUCAAUCCGGCUUUGUACAAAGGAAAUUGAAGCUCAAGCAGUAGAGGAACGGAACAUCAUAUUGAUGAAAUUCAAAGAUCAGUGAAAGCUGUGGAGCCUCACUGUGCUUGUGCCUCUUCUGAGAUGUUGCCAGUAGCAUAUCGAAAUAGGUUGCUGAAAAUAAAGUUGAUUUUAAGGAAAGUAACAUAGAAAUUGACGAGCAUGUGUUUUUGUGGUAUUUUGCUACUCUUUACUAAUUGUUUUACCGUAUUUUUUGAUUACUUCAGACAACUUUCUAUAGUUCAAAGAAAGCUGUAUAAUGCAUACUAAGAAUGAAUAAUAGAGGCUCUCAUCAUUCUCAA
This is a messenger RNA of Jatropha curcas, 3915 nucleotides long. It is a transcript of the gene MGP3, whose product is annotated as male gametophyte defective 3. Gene Ontology annotation, cellular component: mitochondrial DNA-directed RNA polymerase complex. Gene Ontology annotation, molecular function: DNA binding; DNA-directed RNA polymerase activity. Gene Ontology annotation, biological process: mitochondrial transcription. Lineage: Eukaryota; Viridiplantae; Streptophyta; Magnoliopsida; Malpighiales; Euphorbiaceae. The record is from RefSeq and is a predicted model, not a curated record.